Molecule: messenger RNA, 1764 nt
Organism: Zootermopsis nevadensis
Lineage: Eukaryota; Metazoa; Arthropoda; Insecta; Blattodea; Termopsidae
Source: RefSeq, a predicted model, not a curated record
GUGCUGGUCUGGCGAGCGAGUGCAGUGGUUUCAGGUGCUGGUUCGCGUAUCGUGUGUCGUCCGAGUUGCUGCUGGCACGUGGUGGCUUUCAGCGCGGUCACAAGUGAAAUAAAUGCCGUUCGGGCGCGCGCGUGUGUGUGUUCGCGUGUGUCGCGUGCUGGCUAGAAUUUCGCUGAAGAUUUACGUGAUUGUGUUACAAGUUAUAUGACGCGUUCUGCACAGAAGAUUCCAUCGAGUGUUCUGUUAUGAGUACGUUUCGUACCCGUGCGAAAACAGUCUUCUCCGUAUCAGUGCUGUUUAAUCUAGCGCACGAAGUUUUACCAGAUUUUUCGCGUGUCAGAUUGUAUUUUAACGUCACGUGGGAGAUACCCGAUGUCGCUAGUGACAUCGGCAGGCGUUUCCGUCACCUCUAUAGAGGUUCGAACACACGACUUCUUCCAUCAUUUCUACGAAGAGAUACCGCCUACACGUCACAGCCAUUAUUUCUUUUUUAAGUCGUAAGGGCGCUUCGUUUUCCCCAGGAUCUGUGUCCUGUACUUGCAUUCGUCAUCGCUCGCCCCCGUAUAAACGACUAUAGAAGCAGUAAGAAUCGAAGCGGGGAGUCGCGUUCUUUUGUUUUCGCUGUCCCCUGCCCUUCACCUACGCAGCGCGAGGGAGUCCCCAAACUGAGCAGUGAUCACGCACCUCCAGACAAUCGCAGAAUCAGCGGAAGAUCGAAGUAAGGACUUUGGCACCGCUGAGGAAGGGACGCAGUCAGUGGAGCAGCGCGUAUCGACCAGCGUCAACCGUGUGUGGCGGUGAGGUGGCCCGGCGACGCGAUCCAUGUCUCGGGCGUAGCAACACAUGUACAUCAGCAGGUUACCACAGCUUGCCGUCUCAGCGAAGUUGUUGUGUCUCCUAAUGGUGGUGAUCUGCGGAGCUGUGCCCUCCAUGGUUCGGUCCGUGCGUCUCUACAACGACUGCAGUAGCAGUGACGUGCGGGUGGACCUGAAGGGGCGCGUCCUGGCAGACGAUGACAAGUCGGACAAAUACCAAAAUCUCACUAUAAAGUCCCUGGACUUCAGUGUCAAGCUGACGAUAUUCGCGGAAGAAUCACGAAUGUACCUGUGCUUCAACAGAAAGUGGAAACUUGUCGGAUCGAAGAGGUUCAGAGGCGCGAUGUGCGAGUUCUACGAGGACAUGACGAACGGGUACAACAGGUACCGGUCGGCUGCGAACGAGUCGCGGUUUGUGGGCUUCAACCGCCGCGGGAAACCGCUCAAGAGCGGUCUGGCGCGGCACAAGGAGAAGUGCCUCAACUUCCUCAAAUUCGACACCGAGUUCAGCAUCAACCAUCACAACCAGAAGCUCGCCGGUGGCAACCACUCGGCCCAAGUUCCGGUGCACGCGCACCAGCAGCUCCUCAGCAGCAAGCGGAACAAACAUUCCCGGAAGAACUCGCCUCCCAGGCUCCGGCACCGGAACAGCAAGAAUAUUUCCUGACUUGAGAGCCAGUAGUGCGCAAGACAAUUUGAGUCAGUGUUGGGCUUGCGACGCUCCUCCUGAGGUGCGACAUCGCGGAUGGAGGGAGGCAGGCAGCGUGAGACAAGCUUCUUAGUAUGACGCCCCCGUUCUUUCAGAGGGCGUUCGUCGUGUUACCCUAGCAGCUGCUACGCGCCGAUGUUGUUGACCAAGCGCGGCGUCAAACAGGGAGACAGAACGUCAACUCUCCCUCUUUACCCAACGCGUUUGUAAUAUAAAAAGAAAAAGAGUAUUUUAAAUGUU